Molecule: messenger RNA, 1198 nt
Organism: Pseudomyrmex gracilis
Lineage: Eukaryota; Metazoa; Arthropoda; Insecta; Hymenoptera; Formicidae
Gene: sqh
Product: myosin regulatory light chain sqh
Exons: 4
Coding region: 123-647 (174 amino acids)
Biological process (GO): post-embryonic development; locomotion
Cellular component (GO): cytoplasm; myosin II complex
Molecular function (GO): myosin heavy chain binding; calcium ion binding
Source: RefSeq, a predicted model, not a curated record
UGACCACAGAGUGACGCGUAACGUGACUCACAGUCUCUGUGAAAUCACGAACUGCUCUGGUUUGCAGUCGUUUUCUCGAGUUUUUCGUUUAUAUUUGCAUUUUGCCAGAACAAAAACCGAAGAUGUCUUCCCGCAAAACUGCUGGUCGCCGCGCCACCACAAAGAAACGCGCUCAACGUGCCACUUCGAACGUCUUCGCGAUGUUCGACCAGGCGCAAAUAGCAGAAUUUAAAGAAGCUUUCAACAUGAUCGACCAGAAUCAUGACGGAUUUAUUGACAAGGAAGAUCUGCACGAUAUGCUUGCUUCCUUGGGUAAAAAUCCUACUGAUGAGUAUUUAGAGGCGAUGAUGAACGAAGCACCCGGACCUAUUAACUUCACAAUGUUUCUGACAUUGUUUGGAGAAAGAUUACAAGGAACCGAUCCUGAAGAUGUGAUCAAAAACGCGUUCGGUUGUUUCGAUGAGGAAAAUACCGGUCACAUAAACGAAGAGCGUCUCCGCGAGCUACUCACUACAAUGGGAGACAGAUUCACAGAUGACGAUGUAGAUGAAAUGUAUCGCGAGGCACCAAUCAAAGGCUCCAUGUUUGAUUACUUGGAGUUCACUCGAAUUCUGAAGCACGGUGCGAAGGACAAAGAUGAACAGUAGUGAGCGAAUUCAGACGAGAAAGCCGAUCGCAAUAUUUCCGCGCGAAAUCGUAGAUAGUAUAUUCGAAGUUGUUCGCGCGCUCCUCGCACUCUUUCGAUCCGGCGGAUGUUUUAUACGUACGAAACAUUACUAUUGUAAUAUUGUUUAUUAGUGUCAAUUAAUAAAACUAUUACUUGAAUAAGUAUCAUUUUUUAUGCAUAAAUUGCAGAGCAAUUUUGAUGAAAUGAGUAUAUCAGAAAAGUUGCUCUCUUUUGCAAAAAUAUAUACUUAAUCUGGUAUUCGAAAAGAAACAUCACUUGUACGAAUCAAAGAAAUAGUAGUAAUAUAUAUCUCUUAAAAAAGGUGCAAGGUGCGCUGUUUGAAAAAAUGAAAAUGUGUUUUUCGAAAAAUGUUUUUUGCUACGAUAAGAGUUUGAACGAUUGCUAUGUACAGUCGACGGCGAAAGUUUACACAUGUAAGAUAUUUAUAUGACAUAACGAUAUGAACAUGUAACACAUGUUGUAGAUUCAGCAUUUAUAUUUUAAUAUAAUAUAUCACAUUGCGUACACGAA